AUGCCACACUUGAUCAUGUCCAGCGCGGUGAGGAUGCGUGUCCGAACGCGGAGCAGCGGCUCUGCUAGGGCAAUCAGUGCGACAGCGAGGGAUAAAAGAGUUGUCGGGGCGAGUAGCAGUGGGCCGGUGCGUAGUUUUGAGGAAAUCCCUCACACUGGUAGGAAUAGAUGGCUCAACUUGCUCACCUUCUGGAGGGAAGAUCGCUUCAAGCAACUCCACAAGCACAUGGAGAGCUCUUUCAGUACCCUCGGACCCAUAUACAGGGAGCAUGUGGGCCCCCAAAGCAGCGUGAACAUUAUCAUGCCGCGUGACAUCGCCGAGUUGUUCCGCCACGAAGGCUGCAACCCGGAACGGCUGGCCAUUCAACCGUGGGCCAAGCACCGCGAGACCCGUGGACAUACGAAAGGAAUCUUCCUAAAGUCAGCGCCGAUUUUCUCAUUACACAUGUACACACUUUCGAGCUUCAUUGAGUGUUUUCUCACCAGGAACGGUGCCGAGUGGCGAGCCGACCGUAUGCUGCUCAACAAGGAGGUUAUGUUGAAAGCGGCCUUCCAGCAGUUCCUGCCCCACUUGGACGAAGUAGCGAGGGAUUUCUGCCGGGUAACCCAGGCCAGGAUAGAAAGCCAGGGGCAAAGCAGCCUGACCUUUAACCCCGGUCCAGACCUCUUCGCUUUUGCACUGGAAGCGAUCUGCUACAUUCUAUACGGAGAGCGCAUCGGUCUCUUCUCAUCAAAGCCCUCCGCCGAGUCCCGAAGGUUUAUUUGGGGGGUGGAAAGAAUGCUGGCCACCACUGUGCCACUCCUUUACUUGCCCUCGCCCCUGAUGGAGCGUCUCGGUGCCUCCUUGUGGACCCAGCACGUCACUGCGUGGGACCACAUAUUCACCCACGCUGAAUCAAGGAUCAAGACUGCUUUCCAACGCAUGUCCUCCAGACCUACUUCGUGCUCUCAUAAAGGCGAGUUCUCUGGAGUUCUGGGCCAGCUCCUGGAGAAAGGGCAGUUAUCCCACGAGGCCAUUACGGCCAACAUCAUUGAACUAAUGGCUGGAGGAGUGGACACAACGGCGAUACCAUUGCAGUUUGGUUUGUUCGAGCUGGCUCGUAACCCUGCCGUGCAGGAGAACGUAAGGCAGCAGGUGACCGAGUCUGUGGAAAGGGCCAACGGGGACCCUCAAAAAGCUUUAGAGGGGGCUCCGCUCCUGAAAUGCGUACUAAAGGAGAUUCUCAGGCUGUAUCCGGUGGGCAUCUCAGUUCAGCGCUACCCAGUAAAAGACAUAGUUCUGCAGAAUUACAACAUUCCUGCAGGGACCUUGGUCCAGGCAUGUCUUUACCCCAUGGGGAGGAGUGACAAGAUCUACGACAACCCGCUCAAUUUUGACCCGGGUCGGUGGUCCCGCAGUCGGGUGGAUACGUCCCAGACCUGGUCCACGUUCCGCUCGCUGGCAUUUGGUUUCGGGCCCAGACAAUGCAUUGGCCGCAGGAUCGCUGAGAACGAGAUUCAGCUCUUGCUCAUGCACAUCCUGCUUAAUUUUCACCUCAGCGUGUCAUCUUCUCGAGACCUCGACACCAAGUUUGCGCUCAUCCUGCAGCCUGAGUCGCCACCAAGGAUCACCUUUAGAAAGCUCUGACACACAUGUGCAAGAAAUGUUGUUCUGCCUGUUUGUAUA
Messenger RNA from Corythoichthys intestinalis (scribbled pipefish), 1665 nucleotides. Its product is annotated as cytochrome P450 11B, mitochondrial. Lineage: Eukaryota; Metazoa; Chordata; Actinopteri; Syngnathiformes; Syngnathidae. Gene Ontology annotation, biological process: cholesterol metabolic process; cortisol metabolic process; cellular response to peptide hormone stimulus. Bases 1 to 1626 code for a protein of 541 amino acids. Gene Ontology annotation, cellular component: mitochondrial inner membrane. Gene Ontology annotation, molecular function: iron ion binding; monooxygenase activity; oxidoreductase activity, acting on paired donors, with incorporation or reduction of molecular oxygen. The record is from RefSeq and is a predicted model, not a curated record. The transcript has 8 exons.